CUCGAUCAACUCUAGCUCUAGCUUUUCCCUUUGCGGGUAAAGACAUCGCACCUUCUCAUGACCAGGCUUCCGUGCAUACAUCCUACUACCUGCUUGAUACGCAGUCUCACGCGUAGCAUACCAGACAGCACUCAUCCGUUCUCUUCACUCAUUCCGUGCAGACUUUAUGUGAUAUCCGCUUUGUCCUUGCGUUGACAGACUGUGUUGCAUCUCACCAUAUCCUGUCAAACUUCGCGAUCCCUCAACAGCUUUCUUGCCGAAGCUCGACUAUGACACCUAUAUCACGUUGACCGUGCUUAACCCUCACGCGCACUCAUAGAACCAACCCAACUCUAGUCCCCCGCCUGGGUCACGGCCAUCACAUUGCAUCAUGCUCGAGGGCCUAGUCGCGAACCUGCUAAACAGGUUUCUUGGCAUGUAUGUCAAGAAUUUUGAUCCUAAACAACUCAAUGUCGGAAUAUGGUCUGGAGAUGUGAAGCUUCGAAAUCUGGAACUGCGACGAGAAGCUCUCGACCAACUUCAUCUACCCCUCAACGUAGUCCAAGGCCAUCUUGGCCAACUCACACUCCGAAUACCCUGGUCGAAUCUCAGAGGAAGCCCAGUGCAUGUCAGUAUAGAGGAUGUUUUCCUACUGGCAGCACCAAAAGAGGAUGCAGAAUACGAUGCAGAAGAGGAAGAGACCAGAGCACAUGCUGUCAAGAUGGAGAAGCUUGAUUCUGCUGAACUCCUGAAAGAGAGAAAUACGGAAGGCAUGAGCGCAGAGGAGCAAAAGAAGAACCAGAGCUUCACUGCAAGCUUGGUCACCACAAUCGUUGACAAUUUACAAGUCAGCGUUAAGAACAUCCACAUCAGAUACGAAGACGCAAUAUCUCAUCCUGGCCACGCAUUCGCUCUCGGUAUCACUCUUGAAGAAUUUAGCGCUGUCAGCACUGAUGGGGACUGGAAACCUACGUUCAUUCAAGGUAGUUCAGCUUCGUCUCAUAAACUUGCAACAUUGGGCUCCCUCGCGGUAUAUUGGGAUACUGAUGCAUCUCUUAUGGGUACUGGAAAAGGAGAGCAGAUCAGAGAUGAAGAGCAAGGGCUAGAUAGAGAAGAAUUUAUCAAGAAGGCGAAACAGAUGAUUGUACGAGGCGACAGCCCAGAUCUCGCAGAACAUCAAUUUAUCCUCAAGCCUGUCAGCGGUCGUGCUGGACUUGAGAUAGAUAAGACUGGGAAGCCUGGUAAGCCGAAAGUAAAGGCGCGAUUGUUGUUUGACGAACUCGGUUUCAUUAUCGACGAGGAUCAAUACCGCGAUGCGCUGAUGUUAGUUGAGCUCUUUCACUACUUCAUCAGACAUCAAGAGUACAAGAAGUUUGAACCCAAAUCAAGACCGGCAGAAGAUCCACUCGCAUGGCUACAAUUCGCUGGAAAAGCUGUCUUGGACAAAAUCCAUGACCGCAACCGGAAGUGGUCUUGGGAUUAUUUCCGGGAAAGGAGAGAUGACCGACUCCGCUAUAUUGCCCUUUUCAAAAAGAAAAAGAAGGAGGAGAAGCUCACACCCGAUGAAGCAAAGGAAAUGGAUGCACUUGAACGCAAGUUAUCUUAUGAAGACCUCCGGUUCUGGCGCUCGCUAGCCCGGAACCAGCUUCGCAAAGAGAAUAUCGGUGUGCCCAAACAUAAGGAAACCCAGUCCUGGGGUGCGUGGAUAUGGGGUAGUAAACCACAGAAUCAAGAGGAAGAGACAGAUAUCACAGAAGAGGAUCGCAAAAAGCUGUACGAUGCGAUUGAUUGGGAUGAACAGCAGCAGCUGUCGGACGCUAUUGAUAUGCCGAGAGAAUACGUGAAAAUGCAAGUCGAGAUGAGUUUGCGGACAGGAAGUUUCACUCUUAGACGGGAUCCACAUGGUAGAUGUGGCAAGCCCAACAACAUACUACGACUCUUAUUUGAUAAUUUCAGCACAAAAGCAUUACAGCGCACGGAUUCUAUGUUGAUAGAAUUGAGCCUUGAUGGUAUGCGCUUAUACGACGGUACGACUGAUGGAAGUCUGUUUGAGCAGAUAAUCAUCGUCAAAGGUGUCGCUCCUGUCGCUGAUGAGGAUCGGAUUCGAGAAUUGAACGAUGAUGAGACGGAACCACGAUUGAAGGGAGAUCAUGAUGAAGACGACAGAGCUGAGGACGGCGAUCCGUUCUUCCAAGUUGCAUUCGAGAAGAACCCGCUAGACGGAAGCGCCGAUACUGCGCUAAACGUGAGAUUAAAGGGCAUGGAGAUUGUCUACAAUCCUAAAUUCAUCGCCGAAGUCGCCAAAUUCUUCAAACCCCCUGAGCGUCACAUGGAGUCGAUUGGUGCUCUAAUGGAGACCGCGGGUGCUACCGUGGAAGGCAUUCGGCAGCAGACUCGUGCCGGAUUAGAGUUUGCUCUUGAAGAACAUAAGACUAUCAACACGCAGCUCGAUCUACAAGCUCCUCUUAUUAUCAUACCAGACUCGGUGACGGACAGCAGUACUAUCUGUCUAAUCAUAGAUGCAGGUCAUGUGAGCGUCAGUAGCGACCUCGUCGAUAAAUCGACCAUUCGAGAUAUUCAGAACAAACAUAGCAAGCAGUAUACGGAGGCAGACUUCAAACAACUUGAAGGUCUUAUGUACGACAAGUUCAUACUGAAGCUUGAAUCAACUCAGGUUCUGAUCGGCACCUCGAUUGAGGAAACAAAGUCACAACUUGAUGAAAAAUCAACUUCAAAGAGUCUACACCUCGUUGACCGUAUUAAUAUGGAUUUCACAAUCGAGACCUGCAUCAUCCAAAGGGCAGCGGACUUGACUAAAUUUCGCAUCUCCGGUAAUCUACCGGUUCUCCAUGCCUCAGUCUCGGAUUCAAAGUACAAAAGCUUGAUGCGCCUCAUUGAUGUUGCAAUUCCUAGGUUCGACGAGAAUGAAAAUGUUAAGCAGUUGCAGAACGAGACCACAGGACCAUCGAACCUUGAUCCUCUGAUUGAAAUUAGAGAACGCAACGGGUCAUCGGUAGGUAGGACUCGUGCAAAGUCUUUCACCAAGACCUCGCAGAGAAAGGAGAUUCUAGUCGGUGAAGAAGGAAGCGAAUCUGAGCAGGAUGAUUUUCAAGAUGCUUCAGACAAGAAGGCUGCUCCGGAAAGAAACAUUCAUCAACGUAACUUUGAAUUCAAAUUCACUGUCGACAAGUUACAAGGUUCUCUCUAUCGAUCCGACCCUGACGGUAAGAAGCCUGACGAGCUUCUCGUGGAACUAGUUGCGCAAGGCUUUAACUUAGACUUCUACCAAGAAGAGUUCAGUAUGGUCGCAGAAGUUAGUCUUAAGACUCUUGCGGUACAGGAUCAUGUCGAAGAAAACCCGUUGCCUGAGUUUAGAAAUCUCAUUUCCUCAGAGGAUACUGAUACGGCCCUCCAAAAGGAUCUGUUUCAGCUAAAGUUCAUUAGAGUCAACGAAGACUCACCAGAAUUUAAUGAGUUAUACCAGGGUGUGGCAAUGAAUCUAGACGUCAUGGUAUCGACGAUCAAUCUAAUUGUAACUCGAAAAACGCUCUUGACUCUCUUAGACUUUGUCCUUGUCACGUUCACGAACUCCAGUCUCGUAGCUCAGGACAAAUCUGUGGAGGACUCGCCAGACGGCCCAAUGAAGGAAGACAAGAAGGGACCUGAAUCACAAGAACCUGACAAGAUCCGCAUCAAAGCUAGACUCAAGAGAAUAGCAUUGAUACUGAAUAAUGACGGCAUUCGGCUAGCUACACUCAGUCUCAAUGCUGCGGAUGUUGGAGUCUUCCUGGCAGGAAAAGCUAUGCGCGUCGAUGCUAAGCUUGGCAACCUUUCGCUGAUUGACGAUGUCAAUCAGGGGGUUUCUGAACAGUCGUCACUACGCCAGCUGGUUACGAUUCAGGGCAAAGAGCUCGCUGACUUCUCAUACGAGACGUUCGAUGCAAACACGGACAACUACCCUGGUUAUGACUCGUCAAUAUAUCUAAGGUCCGGCUCAUUAAAGGUUAACUUCUUGACAGAGCCUUUCCGAAAAAUUAUGGAGUUCGGUGUCAAAUUCGGCAAGAUGCAAGCCAUCUUUAAUGCAGCACGCCAGGCUGCGGCAAAUCAGGCAAACCAGAUUCAAGAAAGUGCUGGUAAGAUGCACUUCGAUAUUAUAAUCCGAACGCCUAUCGUCGUCUUUCCACGUAUGGUCAUCACUGAGAAACCUGAAAGAGAUACAUUGACGGCGAACCUUGGUGAGAUAUAUGCAAACAAUAAAUUUGUCCCUCUAGACGACUCAAAGAUGUCCGACUUUGCGAACAAGUUGACAGCUGGCGUGCGCAACAUUAAGCUGACGUCGAAUUUGCACUACGACAAUGAUCAAGUGGAAGAACUUGAGCUCAUUGACAAAGUGAAUCUUGACUUUAAUAUCACAUUGGUUGAGCAUAAACAAGGAUACAAGCGCCCAGAUGUGGAGAUUGAAGGAAAUAUGUCUGAUAUUAAUUUGCGUCUCACUCAAGAACAAUUGAAACUUGCUCUCGAGCUCUCGAGGUCUAUCCCAGAAGCUUUCGCUACAGAGCCAGCAGAAGAGCUGGAAGGUCAGGCUAUGGACGAGCUGGAAGAAUCCGCGUUGCGCCCUUCGCGUCGAAUCGCAGAAUAUGAAGAGACCACACCGAAGUCUAAAAACAUUACAACGAAACAGGUAUCUGAAUUAGGCAAGAGCGAGGAAGACAAAUGGGCAAAGCUUGAUCUUAUUUUCAAGAUUGGUGCCGUUGGUUUAGAGCUUAUACAAGCCAGGACGGUAGAGCCUGUGGGCGAUCUCGAGAGUGCCAGUCUUUCUAAGUUCUCGCUCAGUGACACGAACAUCAAGACGCGGAUGAUGAGUGAUGGUUCCCUGGAGGCUGAACUCCUGAUCCAGUCUUUCUCGAUCCGCGACAGUCGCUCUCAGACAACGAAUAAAUUCCGUAAGAUUAUGUCUUUGACCAACACAGAAGUGAAGCAACAGUUCAUGGCCAGCUUGUCCAUUUCAGGGAAUGAGGACAAACAUCUCAUAGCAAUUUUGACGAUCGAUAGUCCUCGUGUCAUUCUCGCUCUUGACUAUCUCUUUGCUCUUCAGGGCUUUGUGAGCGCAGGCUUGAUGACGGACGAUAUCCUCCACAUUGAGGACCAGGAUGAGGAUAUAGAAAGUGAGAGUACCGUCAGCGUACAGUCGGGCGCCCUCUCCUCCAUCAAGAAAGACGGCAAAGCGGAGACCCGAGACGAAAAAGAACCAGACGGAAUGACUAUCUCUUUCCGUGUCAACUUAGUGGAUGCGCAGAUCAUCCUCCUUGCUAAUCCGGCGAUCAACAAUUCCGAGGCUAUCGUACUGGGCACUAAGCAAGUAUUGGUCUCGAAACAGAACUCUACCACUCUUCAGGUUGAAAAGGUUGGUAUGUUCUUAUGUCGCAUGGACAAAUUCGACUCCACAAGGCUUAGGAUCCUCGAUGAUUUUAGUGUUACGACCUCCCUAGAUAUGCGUUCGCAAGGGGAGGAUUCUUCGCUCACGAGUAUUCACGUCGAUGUCGAACCUCUCAUUUUGCGACUAUCACUGCGAGACAUUUUACUGGCUAUGCAGAUAUUCAAUCGUGCUUCUGCUAUGCAGACCCCGGACCAACAAACGGUGGAUGAUGGACCGAAAAAUUUGAAACAAGUCAAAGCCAAUGACUCUACUAGUAGAUCGAAGUCAAGUCAUAAGAAGGCAACAUCUACGCAUGCUAGAGGGAAAUCUGCGACUUCCAUCAAGACCGGCAAGAAGACAGACCGAGUUUCUGCAAUUACCACUAAACAGCAGAAGGCUUCUACGGUAAUGAAGCGCGAGGAAAUGAAAGUUUCGUUCGAGGGCUUGCGAGUUGUCCUCAUUGGCGACGCGCAUGAGUUGCCAAUGCUGGAUUGGCGGGUCCACAAGUUCAAUGUAGAUGUCCGAGACUGGUCUGCAGCUAUGACUGCGGACACCAAUAUUGACACGCUUUUUAAUAUCUACAACUUCUCAAAAUCAGCCUGGGAACCGUUGAUAGAGCCAUGGUCUGUGGGUUUCCACAUGUCUAAGGAACAGAGCCCUGACAAGCUUGGCGUGGAGCUGUUCUCCCGUAAAGCCCUGGAGCUGUCUAUCACAACGGCUACUAUAGCUCUUGCGAGCAAAUCCGCGGAUUUCCUUUCGACAGAAGAAGAUGUCCUUUCGAAACCCCGAGGCAUGGAUGCACCAUACCGAAUCAGAAACUAUACUGGUUUUGACAUCAAUGUGUGGGCAGAUAGCAAAGACAACGAGGAGGGCCCGGCAGCCAAGCUUGACGAUGGCGAAGAAAGACCCUGGCGCUUUGAAGAUCCUACGACUACGAGAGAAACACUGUCGCCAGAAGGGGCUCUGGGUAUACUUGGUGUCAAGCUUGAAGGUAGUGGAUUCGACAGCGUCACGCGCAUUCAAGUUAGCCGUGAAGGUGAAAAUCUUUAUAAUUUGAAACCUCGUAAAGAUCGUGUGCAACAUCGCCUCUUGGUAGAGGUCAAGCUCGGAACGGACAACGUCAAAUACAUUACAUUCAGAUCGCCACUCCUUGUGGAGAACAACACUCAGAUCCCUAUCGAGAUCGGCAUCUACAACCCCGAAGAAGGACAUAUUCUCAAAAUUGAGAAAAUUGCGCCAGGCGAUGCAAGGCCAGCCCCUGUUGGCGCUGCUUAUAUGCAUAGUAUCAUAAUAAGACCUGACCAAGGUUUCGGAUAUGCUUGGAGUAACGAAAGACUGUUCUGGCAAGACUCGUUGAAGCGGCCCAACAGGACAAUCACUUGCAAAGGAGAUUCUGAUCAAAGUAGCCCUCCAUUCUUUUUCCAGUCAUAUGCGCAAUUCGACAAAAGAGACCCCCUCACAAGUAUUUAUCCGUACAUGCGAAUUCGCCUACAUGCUCCCGUAGAAGUCCAGAACCUACUUCCAUACGAUUUCAAAUACCGCAUCUACGAUGACAAUACGAAGAAAGACUGGGCCAACUUCCUCCGAAAUGGCGGUGUUAGCCCCGUCCAUGUAGUAGAGCUCUCGCACCUCUUGCUAAUCAACGUUUAUAUGCAAGACACACCAUUUAAACAAAGCAAGUUUGCAGUCAUAAACUCAUCUGGGAAGGACGAUUUCAGGCGGGAAAAGACAAUCGAGGUUAAGGACGACAAAGACCUCAGUCUAAGACUCAGCCUUCACUACUACAAGAUUCCUGAUAGCGGCGGUGCCUUCAAAGUCACAAUUUACAGCCCUUACGUCAUACUAAAUCGCACUGGGCUUGAACUGGAUGUUCGCAGCAAACAAUUCAUGGGCCAAGCUAAGGCUGCUGCAGGACAAGCAGUAUUUGUUCAAGAAGAGGAUGAAGACGCACAGAAAGCACAUCCGUUCAUGUUCUCUUUUCCAACGGACGACAAGAAGAAUCGUGCUUUGCUCAAGGUUGGCGAUUCUCAAUGGAGCAAACCACAGAGCUUUGAUGCCAUCGGAAGUGCAUACGAUGUGUCGCUGACUUCUGGCAAUGGCUGUUCCGAGAUGCACAUAGGCAUUAAUGUUGCAGAAGGCGAAGGAAAGUAUAACCUAUGCAAGGUUGUUACAAUUGCUCCUCGCUUUAUCGUGAAGAAUCGCAUGAAAGAGGAUAUCAGCAUACGAGAACCUGGGUCCUCAAACAUCAUGACACUCAGAUCUGGUCAGCUCCAGCCCCUUAGAUAUCUGCGACAGAGUGUAGGCCAACAACUCUCACUAUGCUUCCCAGGAGUGAGCAAUCAGUGGUCUUCAGCAUUCGAUAUUGCUAAUGUUGGCAAUGUUCACGUCAAACUAGCCAAAAACGGUAAACGUCAACAACUUGUCCGUGUGGACAUUCUGAUGGAAGGAGCGACCAUAUUUUUACAGCUGAGCAUUGAGACGAAGCACUGGCCUUUCUCAAUGCGGAACGAGAGUGACACAGAGUUCUUAUUCUACCAAGCAAAUCCAAAUGUUGAUGAAGAUGAGGAGGAUCGUGGUUCCGGGUGGCGACCAAUCCGGUACAGACUUCCUCCUAGAAGUGUCAUGCCAUACGCUUGGGAUCAUCCUGCAGCGAAGAACAAAGAGAUAAUCCUCACUGCUAAUGGAAGGGAAAGGCACGUCAGACUCGCUGAGAUUGGUAACCUGAUACCAAUGAGGCUACCUCCUACACCCGAGGUCAACAGACAGAAAGUCAUUGAUCUCAACGUAAUUGCCGACGGCCCAACCCAGACGCUCAUCCUGUCCACUUAUAAGCCUUCAAAGAGUUUGUACAAACAGAAGAGCGCAUCUGCUUCUCAAUCGACAACUUCAGGCUUCGAAGUCAAGGAGCAGGACACAGAUGUGACCUUCAAAGCCACUUUGCGACUCGCAGGUAUCGGCGUGUCUUUGGUCAAUGCUCAGCUGCGCGAGCUUGUCUAUCUUACUCUUCGGGACAUCGAGCUCAAAUACUCGGAAUCGGCACUUUUUCAGACUUUAGGUCUCACAAUCAAGUGGAUGCAGAUUGACAAUCAACUCUAUGGUGGAAUCUUUCCAAUCCUCUUCUAUCCUAGUGUUGUACCCAAGACCGGUCGAGAAAUGGAGGCGCAUCCAAUUCUGCACGCGACGCUCUCCAGAGUCAAGGAUGAUUCAUAUGGCGUGAUAUACAUUAAGUACUUCACCAUCCUCCUUCAGCAAAUGACCUUGGAGAUUGACGAGGACUUUAUCUUUGCCCUCCUCGAUUUCACUAAGAUCCCAGGAGCCUCGUGGUCAGAAGAGAAACAAGGCAAGCUUUGUGAUGAGCGGCUAGAAUUGCCUGAACCCCAACAAGAACAGUCGGGACAGGAUGUCUACUUCGAACUACUUCACCUUCAACCCAUGCAAUUCGACUUGUCGUUUGUAAGAACGGAGCGCAUCAAUGCUGAGGACACUGCAACAUCGUCCAACCCUUUCAUGUUCGCAGUCAAUGUAUUGACGAUGUCUAUUGGUAAUGUCAACGAUGCACCGGUACGCUACAACGCACUCAUGCUCGAAAAUGCUCGCGUAUCGAUGACGGCGCUGAUCUCGAAUGUCCGGUCGCAUUACGUACAAGAAUCACUGCGACAAGUUCAUAUUGUCCUGGGAUCCGCCGACUUCCUCGGUAACCCUGUCGGCUUGUUCAACAAUAUCUCAUCGGGUGUGGCGGACAUCUUUUACGAACCAUAUCAGGGACUAGUUAUGACUGAUAGGCCGCAAGAGCUUGGUAUUGGUAUUGCUAAGGGAGCAAGUAGCUUCGUGAAGAAGAGUGUAUUUGGGUUCUCGGACAGUAUGGCCAAGUUCACAGGAUCAAUUUCCAAGGGUCUCAGCGCCGCGUCUAUGGACAAGGAAUUCCAAGACCAGCGUCGCAUGAGCCGUUCACGCAACCGACCAAAGCAUGCCCUUUACGGAAUCACCUCCGGAGGAAAUGCCUUUGCGUCAUCGCUUGCAUCUGGUAUUGGUGGCUUAGCUCGACACCCUAUUCAGGGAGCAGAGAAGGAGGGCGUAGCCGGCUUCAUGAAAGGUGUAGGGAAAGGUGUGCUCGGCCUAGCGACGAAACCUGCUAUCGGUGCUUUUGACCUUGCUAGCAACAUGGCCGAAGGCGUACGGAACACAACGACGGUCUUUGAUCAAGAAGGUCUUGAUCGUGUGCGUCUCACACGCUUUAUCGGGCGCGAUGGGGUUGUCCGUCCAUACUCUCAGCGUGAAGCUCUUGGACAGUUCUGGCUGAAGACCUUGGACAACGGCAAGUGGUUCAAUGAAGAUUAUGUCGCUCAUCUUGAGCUCGGAUCGUCGUUAUCUCCAAGCCAGUCAGCGCAGUUGCCACAGUCACCAGCUCGUCGUGGACCUUCAGGCAAUGCAGAUAUGCUUGUCAUGCUGACAUAUAAUACCAUCCUACUAGUCCGCACAAAGAAGCUGACGACCGAAUGGGAUGUGCCGCUCAAAGAUGUCGCUACUAUCAGCAAAGAAAGAACGGGGAUCAGCAUAUCGUUGAAAGGGGGAACGAACGGGCCAUUCAUACCGGUCCAGGACGAAGGAAGUAGAAAUUGGUUCUACGGACAGGUUGCCGUAGCAGUAAAUGCGUUUAACGAGAAGUGGAGCGCAAAAUCAUAAGCAUGAUCGGGGAUCAUGAAGACGGAGAGUUAUUGGCAAUGAAAUUAUGCAGGCGAUGAUUAGCUGUCAAAAUAUGAGUGAAGUCAUAUCUUAUUAUCCGCAAGUCAUGACUAUCUUGCUACCACCAUCUUCUUAUUAUAUUCAUACUUGUUUUGACAAAAUGUAUACACUUCAAUCGCCAUAGUCUAGUGAACC
Molecule: messenger RNA, 10273 nt
Organism: Pseudovirgaria hyperparasitica
Lineage: Eukaryota; Fungi; Ascomycota; Dothideomycetes; Acrospermales; Acrospermaceae
Product: vacuolar protein sorting-associated protein 13
Exons: 2
Coding region: 371-10078 (3235 amino acids)
Biological process (GO): mitochondrion organization; protein targeting to vacuole; late endosome to vacuole transport
Cellular component (GO): extrinsic component of membrane
Source: RefSeq, a predicted model, not a curated record